This is a messenger RNA of Hansenula anomala, 1098 nucleotides long. RefSeq lists its product as uncharacterized. NCBI's taxonomy places the organism in Eukaryota, Fungi, Ascomycota, Saccharomycetes, Phaffomycetales, Wickerhamomycetaceae. Gene Ontology annotation, biological process: peptidyl-serine phosphorylation; peptidyl-threonine phosphorylation. The transcript has a single exon. Gene Ontology annotation, molecular function: protein serine/threonine kinase activity; ATP binding. The record is from RefSeq and is a predicted model, not a curated record. The coding region runs from base 1 to 1098 and encodes 365 amino acids.
AUGAGCUCUUAUGAAAAAGCAGAAAUCUUGAAAAAUCAUGAGGUUUACUUCAUAGGACACAAGAGAUCAAAGAAUUCAAAUUUACGUGAUUUUAGUGGGAAUUUUGGCUUUGAUGAUGGUGAGAAAAACCUCAUAGUUGAAACUGGAGAUCACAUCAACUAUAGGUAUCAAGUAAUAUCGAAAUUGGGUAAAGGGAUGUUUGGUAAUGUUAUGAAAUGUUAUGAUCACAAAACAGGAACAGAUGUCUCAAUCAAAAUCAUGAAAAAUGAUAUCACCUGGUCAUUACAAUGUAUUAACGAAAUCAAAAUUUUGAAGAAAAUGAAACAUGAGAAUCUUUUAGCGUAUUAUGGGCAUUUCAAUUUUAGAUCACAUAUCUGUAUUUCAACAGAGCUACUAGGUGUUAACCUCUUUGAAGCUCUGGAAGCUACAAAGUUUAAUGGUUUUGAUAUCUCGAUCAUACGGAAAUGGUCUAAAGGUUUACUAAGUGGAUUAGAUUUUAUUCAUAAACAAGGUUUUGUUCAUGCUGAUUUAAAGCCGGAAAAUAUCAUGUUGGUUGAUUCAUACUCUCUAGAUAUAAAGAUAAUUGAUUUUGGCUCUUCAUCGGCUAUUGGAGAUGUUUCUUAUCCUUAUAUCCAAUCAAGAUAUUAUAGAGCUCCUGAAAUUCUCUUGGGGUGUCGCUAUAAUGAAAAAAUUGAUAUCUGGUCAUUUAUAGCUCUAAUUUUUGAACUUUACCAUGGUGAUCCGUUGUUUGGUGCUAGAGAUGAAAGCCAACUUUUCAGUAUGAUUGUCAAACUCAUUGGGAUGCCUACGCCUGAUACAAUUUUAACUAUGAGAAACGAAGUUUUGAAAUAUGGAUCCAUUAAUAAGAAAGGGGACCCUAAACUUGUUGACAAAAGAGUCUUUAUAUUCACAAAAUUUGAUGAAAAGGGCAAGUAUAAGGGCUUAAGAAUUGACCAAAGCCCAACUGAUAAAAAUUAUUUAAAAGAUUUGAAGGAAACGCAACCACAAUUUGUUGAUUUUUUAAAUUCAGCAUUGAUCUGGAACUACAAGGAACGUCCAUCAGCACAAACGUUACUCAAUCAUAAAUUUCUUGCAUGA